UCCUUAAUUUUUUUGCAGCCAAUCGGCGUUCUUCAUUAUUUUUCACCGCCAUAAUCCUAACACUGACAGUAUCGGUGCUGAGCCUAUCUUAUAGUUUACUUAAAAUGAACCGAAAUCGAUAUGGCAAUACAGACGAGGGACUACAACAAUGGAAAAGGGUAUCAAAAAAAUACAGUUAUAUGUAUGGAAGAAAAUUGGUGCUGUUUGUUUCAAUGAUUAUUUGGAUUUUCGACGCAUUUAGCGACCGUUUUCCUCCUAACUCUUCCAUCUCUAUGAUCAUACUGUCGGUCCAAGCUUUUCACGGUUUCAUAGUUGUGCCCUUGUACACCAUGAAAACACUGAGGAGAGUUAUUGAUGUGAACAAUAAACCCCGAAUAGACAAUUUAGACGAGUUACUUGAAAUUGGUAACAACCAUGUGACUGAAAUAGACAGAAGAAGGAAAUGAAAAAUCUUUUUUAUUUAUUUCUGAUAUAACUGUGAUAAUAUUUAUUGUGUAUAUGUUCUCUAAACUAUAAAUAUUUUUCCCAAGACUGAAUGAAUCUGCCUAUGCUUCAGUAGCUUGGCAUGUUGAAGUGAAAUUUCCUUUUGAAUUAAGCAUCACAACCAUUAUUGUAUUUCAAUUUGUAGAUUUCAUUAUGAAUUUUGUUACAUCGAAUAUUUAAAUGACUUAAAUGAUAAAAGUUGUGCAUGACAAUUAUUUUUUAUAACAAUGCAUAGACCUAGUCAAUAAAUUUCUUUACUAUU
Messenger RNA from Coccinella septempunctata (seven-spotted ladybird), 745 nucleotides. RefSeq lists its product as uncharacterized. The transcript has 2 exons. The record is from RefSeq and is a predicted model, not a curated record. Bases 105 to 446 code for a protein of 113 amino acids. NCBI's taxonomy places the organism in Eukaryota, Metazoa, Arthropoda, Insecta, Coleoptera, Coccinellidae.